Messenger RNA from Ilex paraguariensis (yerba mate), 606 nucleotides. NCBI's taxonomy places the organism in Eukaryota, Viridiplantae, Streptophyta, Magnoliopsida, Aquifoliales, Aquifoliaceae. The record is from the annotation of a GenBank genome assembly.
AUGUCCACAUAUUUGCAGGGCACUCCAUCAUUUUAUUCAACUACUUCGGUAGAACACAAUAAUCGUGUAUUUGGCAGAUUUCGAUCAAGGCACCAUCGGGAGGUAUCCCUUGGCGAGGAAAACUUAGGCUGUCGUACUGUUGAUCUUCAUACCUCAACAAUAAAGCUUGAUGCUGAAGAUACUGAUCUGCGGCUAUGCUUCAGACUGAUUUCUCCAUUAAAAACUUACACAUUGCAGGCAGAAAAUGAAGCAGAUAGAAUUGAUUGGAUGAACAAGAUCACAGGAGUUAUUGCAUCCCUCUUGAAUUCUCAACUGCAGCAACUACAUCCAGGGAAACAUAAUUUGGUGGAGAAUAGCACUCCUUCGAGUGAUAUUUCCCUUGAUCUUCGGCCACCUGAUAACCAUGAAAGUACAGCAGCUGACAUGAAAGUCAAUUCAGCUAAUGGUGUGUCUAGGAUUCUCAGAGAAAUUCCUGGAAAUGAUCUUUGUGCUGAAUGCUGUGCUCCUGAACCUGAUUGGGCGUCUCUAAAUCUUGGCAUUUUGAUGUGCAUUGAAUGUUCUGGUGUUCACAGGAAUCUUGGUGUUCAUAUAUCAAAGGUGCACUGA